AUGAGACCAAAGCGGCCUAAAGAUUACUUGAAGAUUCGCACAGUUCGAAGGUUCUUCCAGGCAAUAUCAUCAACAACAAUAACGAAUAACAAUAACAAGAUCUUGUUGUCGUCAAGAGCAUUUGAUUUCAUUCUGUCGUCUGCUUUGCGUUGUUUUGUUGUCAAUGAAGCUUUGACGACAUCAAUGGCAAAAAUUUAA
Clunio marinus is the source of this 198-nucleotide messenger RNA. NCBI's taxonomy places the organism in Eukaryota, Metazoa, Arthropoda, Insecta, Diptera, Chironomidae. The record is from the annotation of a GenBank genome assembly.